UUCUCUUCUCCUCCUUUCUUCCCGGCGGACUGCCCUCUUGUUGAUAAACCUCCGAACCCUUCGAUGCCUUCUUAGCCUAUCGUUACGUCUGUUGGAAAGGAGGUGAAGCCAUACGAUACCGGAGACUGGUGGACACCCUCUCUUUGCCCCUGCCCCCGCCGAAGGUGGCCGCUCUGGUCAUACAACCACCCCCGUCCAUCGUCAGUUCACAGGCAGGGCCCGCUAGUGAACAAUAAGAAGAAGAGAAGAAGAAGAAACAAAAGAAUGUCUACGGUUUCGUCACCGUCCCCAUCGACUGGGAGCCCACAGCCGGAACGGGCCCGUCUGCCGUCCAUCGCGCGAUGGGGCGCUGCUUGUGCGCAAUGUGCGUCGGCCAAAGCCAAGUGCCUCCGGUCCAACGACACGCCGGGAUCAAAGUGUGACAGGUGUGAGCGUCUAUUCAAGACCUGUACCGCACAAAUACACAAGAAAAGGAAAAAGAGACAUAGCAAGCCAUCGAAAACAACCCAGCUGGAAGAUCGCUUGAACCGUCUCGUGAACUCCCUACGAGUAUCUGGCAACACCUCCGCCCUCACAGCCGAGGCCUCCCAACCCGCCUCCUUUGCAAGACAGACACCUCUGGUCGCCGACUACUCCACCGCACUACCAUCCGGCCACCCGGGGCCGGAUUUCUACACGCAGACUCCGGAAUCUCCAUGUACUGUGUUGAACUUAGCCAGUGCCGGUCCAAUCAACAUCCCCGAGUCGUAUAACUCGUUCGUCCCGCCUAAAUGCAUAUGCAGACCUGAGCCCGGCGAGGCCCCGCCGCCUCCUGACACGGAUGAGAACCUGCUGAAGAUCUACCGUAGGGAGCUGGCGCCGCGGUUCCCGUUCGUGCUGGUACCCGAUGGCGUCUCGGCCUCGACCCUCGGCGCGACGAGGCCCUUCCUCAUGGCCGCCAUCCGGAUGGUGGCGUCGUACCGGAGCACGAGGUCGAGGCGGGGGCAAAUGUACCGUCUGCUGAAUCACGUCGCCGACUACAUGAUGCUGCGGUCCGAGAGGUCCUUCGACCUCCUGCUCGGCCUCGUGGUCAUGAUCGCGUGGUUCCACCACCACUGCCUCAUCCACGCGCAGCUCAACCAGCUCGUGUCCCUGGCCGCCUGUCUUGUGGGCGAGCUGGGCCUGAAGAGCAGCCCGAGCCUGCCCGAGCGUACCAGACUCUUGGUGAUGCGCCCAUGGGAGCUAAGGGAGCGGACGAACGAGGAGCGGCGUGUCUUGCUGGCGGUGUGGUACCUCUCCUCUGCGGUUUCCAUGGAAGUACGCCAGAUAGACCCAAUGAGAUACUCGGGGUAUAUGCAGCAGUGCAUGCGGGAGCUCCAAGAGAGCGGGGAGCACGAGUCGGAUAUGCACCUUGUUUACAUCGUCAAGAUCCAACGGCUCUGCGAGAGGAUAUACGACUUGAGGUCCCAGGAAGACGCCGACGGGGAAGAGGAUACCGUCUCUCGAGCGCCCGUAUCGGCAUAUGUCUCCGGGUUUAGGGCCGAGCUCAACAAGCUCCAGACCGAAAUGCCUCCCAGGCUACGACAUAACCCCUUUCUCAAGAUACGAAUGGCCACCGCCCGACUCCGCAUCCAUGAGCCCCCCAACAUCGAUGCCGAGCUGCUCGCCUCCCUGUCAAAGUCCCUCGACUACUUUGGCGGCGGAGGGGGCCCGAGCAGGACGCUGGACGCCUUCUACCAGUCCAACGCCGCGUUGAAGGCGUGGUUCGACACCUGGCUCUCGAUGCCCGAGGAUAGCUUCUGCACUAUGCCGAUAUCGACGACGUCGCACAUGGUCUACGCCGUCAUGAUGCUGAGCCGGUGGGCGUGGCUCGCAUCAUCGUGGGGCGGCGGCGGCGGCGGCGGCGAUAACAGCCUCUCGACGACGACGCCGACUUUGACGUCGGAGCCACUCGAUCCGUCGGAGGGGAAUCCCAACGUCACGCUGGCGGCGAUAGAGGCGGCCAUCAGCCCCAACACGCCAGCGGCGGCGUCGUCGUCGAGCAGUCCCCCGGCAGCGCAGAAGGCAGGGAGCUGCAACGGCGGCAAUAGCGGCAGCUCGCCGUGGCAGACGACGCUGCCGGACAAGAAGCUGCCACAUGCCCUCGUGGCGCUGAGGGCGCGGCUCGCGACGCAGCCGGGCCUGAUUCUCGACGCCGGGGAGUACCUGGACCGGGUCGUGGCGCAGCUGGAGAGAUUCGACGCGGCGUACCGGGCCAUGUCGGUCGACGGGGGCAGGGAGUGCGGGAACAUAUGGAGCCUGGGGGCGACCAAGGUGAAGAUUGCGCGGCUGAGGCACGAGAGGUGGUUCAGGAUGGUGGCUGCGCAGGCGGAGGUCGGGGAGAUGGAAGAGCAGGUCAGAUGGGGAGGCCCGGGGGUAGGAGGCCCGGAGACGAUGGUGGGCGAGGUCGAGUUGCAGGACAGCUUCCUCGCGUCGAUGCAGAUGCCCGAAUGGGACGCGGGCAUGGCAUGGGACCAGUCGAUGGCGUAUCAUGAUCCGAUGGCGGUGGACCAGCACCUUUGGACGGAUAUGAUGGUACCGGGGGAUCAGGAUUGGGGGUUGAGUGGAAUGGGCGGGAGGUAUGUGUGA
Colletotrichum destructivum is the source of this 2607-nucleotide messenger RNA. Its product is annotated as Putative zn(2)Cys(6) fungal-type DNA-binding domain-containing protein. The transcript is spliced from 5 exons. Gene Ontology annotation, cellular component: nucleus. The coding region runs from base 265 to 2607 and encodes 780 amino acids. Gene Ontology annotation, biological process: regulation of DNA-templated transcription. Gene Ontology annotation, molecular function: transcription cis-regulatory region binding; DNA-binding transcription factor activity, RNA polymerase II-specific; zinc ion binding. Lineage: Eukaryota; Fungi; Ascomycota; Sordariomycetes; Glomerellales; Glomerellaceae. The record is from RefSeq and is a predicted model, not a curated record.